Epinephelus lanceolatus (giant grouper) is the source of this 1514-nucleotide messenger RNA. RefSeq lists its product as uncharacterized. The record is from RefSeq and is a predicted model, not a curated record. NCBI's taxonomy places the organism in Eukaryota, Metazoa, Chordata, Actinopteri, Perciformes, Serranidae.
AUGAUCCUGAUGGGUCGCACUUUGUGUCUUCCGUCUCCAGCCACCGUUCAGGAGUUGUUCUCUGUGGCUCGAGACGCCAGCGUCAUCCCUGAUAUCUCCUUGGAUCCCGUCCUCACUACCUUCCUCUCGCUGGACUCCUCAGAUGCUCUGCAGCAUCAGUAUGCCUUCUUACAGCGCAGCAUGACCGGGGAGCAGCAGACUGCGUUCGGCCUCAGCCUGACAGGACAGCUGGGAAACAGCAGCAGGGUCACCUAUGGAGGAGUCGGGGUUGUUGCUCUGGCUCUGUCCGUGCUUUUUGACCAGGUUGCCCAACAAAUCCGAGCACAAGGAUCCACAGAAGGCGACCCAUCUGCUCAGACACCUCCCCAGGCUAAAAGGAUUUUUGGGAUCAGCAGAUCAUCAAGAAUUGGCUGGAUCAUCCACAGCUACCUCCGCCUGAUCCCCGGCAUCGCCAACAACCAGGAGAAGAUGGCCGAGACUACAGAGCUCUACGACAACUGGCUGAAGCUCGAGCUAAUCGACCAUUAUGAGAGGAUGACCACGAAGAAGAGGAUGAGUUCAGUGUCCAUGCAGCAGUGGUUGGCAGGAGCUGCGUUUCAUCUCCACGUCAGAUUUCACCAGGUUCGUCUGCACUCUGUGCCCGUAGGAUCAGCCGAGUCACUGCGUCUGUCUUAUAAGACAGCGUUAGGUCGUCUGGUUCAAGGCUACACAACUUACCUACACAGAAACAUUAAGGAGACUGGAGCUCCAGGACCCCGAAAACCUAGUAUCAGGACAGCCAGUGAACCAGCACAAACUGACACAUUCAGAAGAACGAACAUGACCUGCUCAAGUAAUCAUAGUUUUAAUGACAGUCUGGUUCAUAUCUCAAAGUUUAAUGAGACUACAGCACCCAAUUCAACUGCUGAAAUCAGCAGAAGGUGUAAAAAAGGCAGAUCCCGUGAAGACUUUGUACUAAAUGUGUCAAACAGAAGCGCUGAGAUCACUGAGGGUGUGGUCAACGGAACGAUACUCAACAACACGAGCGUCAAUGAGGAUGUUCAGGGUCUGUUAGUCAUCGAGCCAUGGAGGAACGUGAGUCACAACGUGCAGCACCACCCCUGUGAGUCUCCGGCCAUACAACAAGCUCUGGUGACUCGGAUUAUUAAUGCUCAGGACCUGGAGAGGAACAGAAACUUCUUCCUGUACCCUAAAAAAGUCUUCCACAGCCUGCUCAGGCAGAGAGACGACUUUGAGAUAAAGACAAGUUAGACAGAAAUAAACAGAGGUGGAAUGUAACCAAGAACAUCUAAGCAAGUCUACUGUAUGUCAGUAUAAAUUUGAGAUACUUGUUGUGUACUAGAGUAUUGUCUACACUCACCGGCCACUUUAUUAGGUACAGCUGUUCAACAGUUUGUUAACACAAAUAGCUAAUCAGCUAUUUGUGAAAACACAUGGCAACAGUUCAAUGCAUUUAGUCAUGUAGACAUGAUGAAGACGAGCUGCUGAAGUUCAAACAGAUCAUCAGAAUGAUG